AUGGACUUUCUAGAACUUCUAGACGAAGAGCCAGCAGCUACAGCGACAAACAAAGAAAAACUGGAGACUGCUGAGGAGAGAGCCCGAAGAAAACAAGAGAAGCGGGAGAGAAAAGAGAAGAAGAGACAAAAGAAGGAACUGCGCGAGGCAAAGGCAGUAGGGAAAGCCAACGAUACUGAAAAGAAAAACCCACCUCUUCAGGCUGAUUCAACGCCCGUGAUUCCAGUCAAGAACGGUAGGUAUGGUCCACGCGGCUCUUACAAGAAGAAAGAGAAAGACACAAAUGGCAAACCUGUGUCUGCAACGAAGCGCAAGAGGGAGAGCGACGCGAAUGCUUCACAUGACAGUGCCACUGCUCUCAACAGUGAUGCCUCAUUGCUCAGCCCCAACUUCUUGUCGGGCUUGAAGGAGAGCAUGGGUGACUUAGGCGCUGCGUUCAAAGAACCCAAGAGCACUGAGUCUCCAACGGAGCCACCGCGUAAGAAGAGAGGAAGACCACCAGGAUCGCGCAAUAGUGUCAAAGCAGAGUCUACCACGACUGUAACUCCAACCCCUUCCAAGUCUACUACCAAAUCGACCUCCGGUGAAGUCAAGCCAAAGACGCAGAAGAAUGAGAAAGGCAAAGACGCUGGCACCACUGUCGGUAAACCGUUCAAGAUGCUCAGAACGCCAAUUCCCGUUCCUUCAAUCGCAUCAACUCUACUCUCUGGCCCGAAGAAGACGCCUAUUCCACUUCCUCCGAAACCAAGCGGCAGCAUGAGUGAGCCACCGCCUGGUAGGGCGAAAAACAUCCGCACGGAAUCCCAAGUUCUUGUCACGGAGACGCCUCCAUCUCAAAUGCGUCGGAUGCCUGCAACCACGACUCGCCAGCCAGCCAUCCCAUUCACUUCAGAAAAGCCCGAGGAAUCCAAAAAGCACAUCAUCGGCAGUCAAGGCUCAGUGAAUCCCCUGACCAGCAGUCAGGUAAACGACUUUACAUCAUCAAACCUCAUGCAAUACAAGCAGAAGCUCAACGACGAGCCCAAACCGCGUCCCCGCAGUCGUCGCGCAGUCUCUGAAGCCACGAGCACAACAUCCAGCAGUUCCUCGACGUCGAUGAGCAUCCGAGACAUGUUGACCCGUAUACCCAAGCCCUACACGCGGCCCGCGGUCGACAAAAACCCAUUUGCGAUUGACCCGUCCGAGAAGAAAGCAAAGAAAGAGCGAACAAUGGAAACGCACGACGAAGCUUCAUACACCACCUUCACCGCCGCCUACAAAGCAUCCCAACACACCAUCAACUUCACCGACGAAGCCGAGUAUCUCAACGAACACAUUACUCUGCUCGCCGCCAGCGCCGCCGCAGGGCCACUCCCCUGCCUCAACAAGGCAACGGGGUGCUCGCCGAAAAGCGAGCAGAUGCUGCGUCUGCACCGCGAAGACAACACCACGGCACUCAAAAUGGUCGUAACCAGCGAGUCCGACGCCGCCCUCUCCGCAACACACAUCUCGCGCGCCCAAGCCGCCGACACACUGCUCCGCCACUCCAUCGCCGCGCGUAUCCCCGUCGCCCUGGGUCCCCUCGACGGAACCUGGAAACUCUACUGCCCGGACUACACUGCCGCGCACGUGGACAAGUACGGCUUUGGUCUGCGCACGCUAAGCAUCCACUCUGUAGCCGGGCUAUUCAAAUCCAAGAAUACGAGUGCCGGUGGUGACGACGAUGUGCCCAUGUACACGGCUCGACUGUGCAUCCCGCCUCGUCCCAUGGCGUUUAGCCUCGCCGAAUUCACGGCUCCGCCUCAUGCGAGUUUCCGCGCUACGACGCUCAAGACGGUGGUCGAGGGGUACAAGAUGGACGUGGUGUUUCUGGGAAACGGGUAUUUGAAGCUGAGGAUUGAUGUGCAUUUGCUACUUAUGGGCAAGGCGGCGGCGGAGAGUGGGGUGGGCAGUACCAAAGCCAAUGGCAAAAACAAGGCCAAACCCCCUGAAUACGGCAUCUGGGAUUUCCUCGGCGUCCACGACAAGGCUGUUGUCUGGCAGCCGCCCGUUGAUGAGCUGGAGGUUGAAGGCAGGAAGCUGUGUGCCAAGUAUGAUGGCUGA
Exserohilum turcica Et28A is the source of this 2082-nucleotide messenger RNA. RefSeq lists its product as uncharacterized. The record is from RefSeq and is a predicted model, not a curated record. Bases 1 to 2082 code for a protein of 693 amino acids. The transcript has 2 exons. Lineage: Eukaryota; Fungi; Ascomycota; Dothideomycetes; Pleosporales; Pleosporaceae.